Durusdinium trenchii is the source of this 889-nucleotide messenger RNA. The record is from the annotation of a GenBank genome assembly. NCBI's taxonomy places the organism in Eukaryota, Dinophyceae, Suessiales, Symbiodiniaceae.
CAUUUGCAAGGGCUUCCCAAAACUUCCAAGCAAUGUCGCAAUGGCUCAUAUGGCACCGGGACGGGCGGAGAAGGAGAAGAAGCCGUUGCGAGGCCAAAAGAGCAAACAGGAAGCUGAUGCAGAGCGAGGGCAGAGAGGCAGUUUGUAUGGAGCAGUCAAUAAGGCUGAAAACCCGGAUGUGUGGCUGAAAAGAGUGGGAAGGUGGCUGGAAACAUCGGAUGACACAGAUCCAGUCCGUUGGCUGACCCUUUGUUGUGAUGACUUCAAGCCAAGAAGGAUAAAGGCACCGGUGGUGCUUGCGUGGCUUGUGAUUCAAGUGCUCGGGUUGCUCUUCCAGGUGAUGCUGCUGCUGGAGAUUGGGCGGAACCUUGAAAACUUUGAGGAGACCCUGGCUGCCAACUGCGCUCCACAUCAGCAGCAUGACAUUUGCUUGGGGCCGGCCUGGAAUUUGAGCUUCACUGGGACGUUGACGUUUCCUCCAAGCGCAAAUCAGGUAUCAGUCCCCCGCUUUGCAAUUGCUCGGUGCUGUGGUGACCUGUGGUUGAGUUGUUUGGAUUCCGCCUUUGCAACACUUGAUAGAAGUUGGUAGAGUGGUAGAGGCCUAACGGGCAUAUUAUGAUUAUGUCGGUAUAUGCAACAUGGUGUAGGUGUUGCGGGCCGCUCUCUGUGAAUUUCAGCUCCAACCGCAAUCCAAAUGGCUCGAGCGCGGUUUCGUCGCGCCCUGUUUGAGUUUGGCAGGCCAUGGAAGUUCAAAUCGAGGCUUUGCCAGGAUGGGAGGCCAAGAAGUUUCGCAAUGCCUACCGCGGAGCCCCUCGCGAGGCAGAGGUGCUGCGCCCCGGCAUUUGCUCGAAGUCGUUGCAGGAGCUUCAUCGACAUGUCAUGACUAGGG